Helianthus annuus (common sunflower) is the source of this 1261-nucleotide messenger RNA. Its product is annotated as ras-related protein RABE1c. Gene Ontology annotation, cellular component: plasma membrane. Gene Ontology annotation, molecular function: GTP binding; GTPase activity. The record is from RefSeq and is a predicted model, not a curated record. The transcript has 10 exons. Lineage: Eukaryota; Viridiplantae; Streptophyta; Magnoliopsida; Asterales; Asteraceae. The coding region runs from base 386 to 1036 and encodes 216 amino acids. Gene Ontology annotation, biological process: protein secretion; regulation of exocytosis.
UACACCGCUGGCACACCGUUCUUACCCUGGUCCGCCCCUUCACAAACCGACAACUGUCCACCUGUAACAAUCUUUAUGCGCGUCAACACUCAUUCGUUCACCCCCCUCCCAUUUCCGCUAAUUUACGCCGGUAGUAGUAACCUGCGCACCACUAACAAAACACAAUCAAAUCACCUAAUAAGGAACAUCAAAAGUGGCGCAUCUUAGCGCACCAUCAUCCCAGGGUGCGUAUUGUUCCUCCUGUUAAUGGGCUUUUUAUUCGAUCGAUUUUGAAUAUUCAAUGGCCGAUCUGUUGCGUACUUGUGAUCUGGUGUAAGUUUGUGGAUAUUUAUUUACGAACGGAGUUUUUAAGGCUUUUUGAUCGAUCGAUUUUGAAUAUUUUUCAAUGGCUGCUCCUCCUGCACGUGCACGAGCAGAUUAUGAUUACCUGAUUAAGCUCCUUUUGAUCGGCGAUAGCGGUGUGGGCAAGAGUUGCCUUCUUUUGCGUUUUUCAGAUGGCUCUUUCACUACUAGUUUUAUCACUACCAUUGGUAUUGAUUUCAAGAUAAGAACCAUCGAGCUUGAUGGAAAACGUAUCAAACUACAAAUUUGGGAUACAGCUGGUCAGGAACGGUUCCGGACAAUUACAACUGCUUACUACAGAGGAGCCAUGGGUAUUUUGUUGGUAUAUGAUGUUACAGACGAGUCAUCUUUCAACAACAUAAGAAACUGGAUUCGUAACAUCGAACAACAUGCUUCUGACAAUGUUAACAAGAUCUUGGUGGGAAACAAGGCUGAUAUGGAUGAAAGCAAACGGGCUGUACCUACUGCAAAGGGGCAAGCACUCGCCGAUGAAUAUGGCAUCAAAUUCUUUGAAACCAGUGCGAAAACCAAUCUAAAUGUGGAGCAAGUUUUCUUUUCAAUUGCAAAGGAUAUCAAACAAAGGCUUUCAGAUACCGAUACCAAGGCUGAGCCAACAACAAUUAAGAUCAAUCAAGCAGACGGAGCAACUGGGAGCGGUCAAGCUGCACAGAAAUCCGCUUGCUGCGGUUCUUAAACUGAAAACUAAUUGUGAUGAUAUCAUCAUAUUGGGGGUGGGGUGUUUGUAUUUUUCAACUUAUCUGCCAAUUUUUUAAAACUUUUGUGUUAGUGUGCGAAACAUAGGUUUCAAAUACUGGAUUCCUUUUUCUUCUUGUUGCAGGAUGCUUUAUGUUUUUCUUUACAAAUUUUCUCACAUUUAGUUUGUGUUUCAAGAUGAAAUAUUAUGUUAUAAUUGUUGUUA